AUGUCCAACUAUUAUCCUCCCCAGCAACAACACUAUGCUCCUCCUCCCUCAUCACCACCACCAACCCAAACCAUGCAUUCCCAAGCACAGUACUAUCCACCCCCACCACAGCAGUCCUCCCCAUCACAAGCAGGACAAUACGCACCACCACCCCAAGCAACCCCGCCCCAGCAACAGCAAUACGCACCUCCUCCACAGGGUUUCUCCCACCGCGCAUCAUACCAGCAGCCAGCCCCAGUAGCAGCCGCUUCAACCGCAUAUGAGCAACCGCCUCCAUCGGGCGGACACGUUGGACACCACGAAUCAGACUAUCCCCCUGAUAAACCCGCUCUCGACACUAGCCAAAUCACGAAUCUUGAUCACGGAGCUCCGGCAGCUACUCAUUUCGUAGGCGCGAGUACCACGCAGGAUGAUGUGGGGACGUUCAAUGGAGGAAGCUAUAGGAUUAGCCAUCGGGAUACGAAUAGUAUAUUGACCUUACAGUUGGCUAUGGGUUGUCCCUUGACUGUUAAGCCUGGUGCCAUGAUCGCAAUGACUCCAACUAUAACGCUCAAAGGCACCGUAAAAUUCUCCAUGAAGAAGCUCAUUGCCGGUGGAGAGAUGGCCAACUCGACGUAUACAGGCCCCGGAGAACUGCUCCUGGCUCCCGCGUCGCUGGGUGAUAUAACGAAUAUCCGCCUUGGAGGGUCAGAGCAGUGGAGCGUAGGACGGGAUGCGUUUCUGGCGUGUACGCAGGGGGUGAUCAAGGAAUACAAGAGGCAGGGGAUUGGAAAGGCGAUGUUUAGUGGGGAGGGUUUGUUUGUGUAUAAGAUGAGUGGAAAUGGGCUGCUUUGGAUUACGAGUUUGGGGGCUAUCAUAAGGAAAGAUCUUGCGGAUGGAGAGAAAUACAUUGUUGACAAUGGACACCUGGUGGCUUGGAACACUAAGUAUAUCCUUGAGCGAGUAGCUUCAGGGGGUAUUAUCUCGGGAUUGUCUUCUGGAGAAGGCUUGGUGUGCAAGUUCACUGGACCAGGCACUGUGUUUAUGCAGACGCGGAACCCUGUUGCAUUUGGGCAGUGGAUGUCUGCUCAUGCUACAGUUGCAUAA
Messenger RNA from Lachnellula hyalina, 1086 nucleotides. RefSeq lists its product as uncharacterized. The record is from RefSeq and is a predicted model, not a curated record. The transcript is spliced from 5 exons. Lineage: Eukaryota; Fungi; Ascomycota; Leotiomycetes; Helotiales; Lachnaceae. The coding region runs from base 1 to 1086 and encodes 361 amino acids.